AUGGCUUGCCUGGAACUUCUGCACCUCGGCAAGGAGAGCGAGCGGUCAGAUCGGUGCCGUGACGGGGACUGGAGUUUGCACACUCUCCCGUGCCAAGGGCAGCCCGAGGAAGGUGAGGAGAGGACUCGGACAUCAGCCAUGGCUGCUGAGCGUUCCAUGAGACCUGGCAAAGCUGUGGAAAAGACCACCACAGGAGAUGCUGGGCAGGCCCCUGUUUCCUUCACUUCCCCAUCACCUCUGUCCCAGGAACACUUCGCAGCAGAGGACACCGUCUGCUAUCCCAGCCACUCCAAGGAAGGACAGGAAACAGCCCGAAAGAGAGCCUGCUGCUGUGAAUCGGAGACCUCCUUCACUCACGUGGAUGAAAACGUCAACAAUCUAGAGCAUGGGCGAAGUCUUGCUGACAAGAGCUGUUGCCAAGACCAGGAGCUCCUUCCGUACCCUGAUCCAUGUGGAGAGAUGCCCCCAGAAUGGCCCUACGAUCCCCCUUCAUUAGUGUCGGAGGAAGAGGAUGACGCCGGCUCGGAAGCCGCUGGAGGGAAGUCUGUGGACUAUGGCUUCAUCAGCGCCAUCUUGUUUCUGGUCAGUGGGAUUUUGCUGGUGAUUAUUUCCUACGUGGUUCCCCGAGAUGUGACGGUGGACCCCAGCACGGUGGCGGCCAGGGAGAUGGAGCGGCUGGAGAAUGAGAGCGCCAAGAUUGGGGCUCACCUGGAUAGGUGUGUGAUCGCCGGGCUCUGCCUUUUGACCCUGGGCGGCGUGGUGUUGUCCAGUCUCCUCAUGAUGUCGAUGUGGAAAGGAGAGCUCUACCGGAGGAACAGGUUUGCCUCCUCCAAGGAAUCGGCCAGGCUGUACGGCUCCUUCAAUUUCCGAAUGAAAUCCUCCACCAAUGAUAAUAUGGAGUUAUCGUUAGUCGAGGAGGACACUCUCGCCAUAGACAGCUAG
Messenger RNA from Gekko japonicus, 942 nucleotides. It is a transcript of the gene TMEM74, whose product is annotated as transmembrane protein 74. Lineage: Eukaryota; Metazoa; Chordata; Lepidosauria; Squamata; Gekkonidae. Bases 1 to 942 code for a protein of 313 amino acids. The record is from RefSeq and is a predicted model, not a curated record. The transcript has a single exon.